This is a messenger RNA of Hyla sarda, 3997 nucleotides long. Its product is annotated as meckelin-like. Gene Ontology annotation, cellular component: MKS complex; ciliary transition zone. NCBI's taxonomy places the organism in Eukaryota, Metazoa, Chordata, Amphibia, Anura, Hylidae. The transcript has 29 exons. The record is from RefSeq and is a predicted model, not a curated record. Gene Ontology annotation, biological process: cilium assembly. Bases 42 to 2780 code for a protein of 912 amino acids.
UGACCAAUAGGCCUCGCGCUUGUUACUGUGUACCGGUUGCUAUGGACACAGAGCGGCGAGUACUGAGCACCAUGCAGCUCUCGGCUGCUCCCCGCUCCCUGCUCCUGCUCCUGGGCUUUGCUCGGUUAUGUCUGCCCCAGUCCACCUCUAUCUCCUUCAUCCAGCCCGGAAACUGCAGCAGCAGCCAGUACUACAGCGCCGUCCAGUUCUCCUGCAUCAGCUGCAGUUCUGGACUGAGGUCUUCGGAUGGUCUGAAAUGUGCCUGUCCGAUCAAUGAUGCAGUGACAGACUUGGGUUCUCCACAAGUCAACUGUAGUCCAUGCAAAUUGAAUGAAAUUGUGUCCUUGGACCAGAGAACCUGCCUGACAUGUGAUAGCAGCAAAUGCACCUGUGACAACAAUGACGCUACAGUGGAAAACUUAAUAAACAAUACUUACAAAUGUGUCUUAUGUACGGGAGGGACAAGGCCAAACACAGCUGGAGACCAGUGUGAACUGUGUCCCCCAACCUACAGCAGUACCUGCAGCUGCUCUGCCAGCAAUGAGGCUGGAGGACUCUGUCUUCCCAUCCCCAAACAGGACUUUACAUCAGUGACACUAUGGGAAUCUCUGUACCUCUACGCCAGUUAUGCUGUUUGUAAGGAAUACAACAACGUGACUGCCUGCCAGGUCCUUACUAAUAUGGUCAUUAUGAAUGUCUUCUCCAGCACCAGCAAUGCCUAUAACCUCUACAGCAGCUUCAGUUCAUCCAAUCCAUUUCUACCACCUGUAAUUUAUAGCACAGUAACACAACUGGGCACCACAGCACCAACCAAUUUGUCCUACCAAAAGAAUGCACAGAUUCAGUUCCAGGUGGUGAAGUAUGAUGUUCGUGGGAAUUUCUUGGGCUGGGAAACUCUUAAAGGAGGGACAUUACAGAUGUGUUCGUCUACACAGAAUUUCUUAGACGCUGCUUUUAAAUUUGGAACGGUAUAUAACUUGUUGUGUUCUCUGCAGGUGGCUGAUCUCUUUCAGAAGGUGCCAGAGCCCAUAUUUUACGAGUUAUUCCUUUUGUAUACCUCAACCAGUGGCACCACCAUGCUCUGGCCAGUACCCGUGUGGAAUGCUGGGAUUGCAGGGACUCUUGGUUCCAGAGCUCUGAGGAGAUUCUUUCUGGUUGAUGGCAUCUCUGGCAGACAGCUUAAUCUCUCCAGUUCUCCCACCUAUGUCACUGUCGCCACAAGUCUGACCCUAAGCGUGUAUCUGCCACUCAGCCCCCCGAGCAGUGAGCCUCCGAUCCAGCUGACUGUACAAUAUGAGAAGCAGAGUCUGCAGGCAGCACUACAGGUUUCCUUUGCUGUCACAUACACACAGAGCCAGGGGACAUAUAAACAGAACACAGAUAUUGCCCUUGGGGUGUUGGGUUCUUUGGCUGGCAUACUGGCAAUUAUGGAGACCAGUAGUUGGCUGCGGAGAUCUGGUCAGCAGAACAUUGGCAUUAUGAUGAUUAUUAAAUUCCUGGCUUUCCUGAGUGGUACAUUGGCAAACACUUUUUUCCUUUUGGCAUAUGGGAUCGCAGUCUACUGGCUGAUUGCAUUUAAGGGUCAGACAUCAGUGGUCAAUGUGACUUUACCUCCAGCCAAGGGGCAGGUGGAAACAGAUUUUGUCAUCUACUUAUCUGUGGCGUUUUCCCUGAAGGCCUUGGAACUCAUUCACUUACUCGUAUCACAACUAACGUACAACAUCUUCCUUAUCGAUUGGGAGAAACCAAAGGACAAAACUCCAUCUAACACACAAGGAAAGUCCAAUGUCAGCAUCUGGAGGACCAUCCUGGUGGCCAAUGAGUGGAAUGAGAUCCAGACUUAUCGAAAGCUCAGUCCUUUCUUCCAGCUCUUCAUGGUGCUACUAUUGCUGGAGGUUGUUGGCCUCAAAAACAUUGCCACAAAGGAUCUGAACCUGGACCUGAACCCAUCUGCUGGGAGCUAUCAGGCCCCAAUGAGUGUGAUUCUGAGAUUUGGAAUGUCUGCUUCCAUGUGGCUGGCUGUUGGUAUCGUGCAGGUUCUAUUCUUCAUCAUCAUUUAUGAAAGAUUCUUUGAGGAUAAAAUUAAACAAUUUGUGGAUUUGUGUUCUCUCAGCAAUGUAUCUGUUUUCAUCCUGACUCACAAGUGUUAUGGAUAUUAUAUUCACGGAAGGUCAGUUCAUGGGCUGGCGGAUGUUAGUAUGGAGACCAUGCUGGACAACCUGCGCAAAGAGGAGGAAAACUUGUGUCCCUUGAGAGGAUUAGAGCCCAGCUCUGACCUUCAGACAUUUGAGGUGUUAUUGAGUGAGCGGGUCCGGGAGCAGUAUGAGAAGAUCUUGCAGCCGUUGUUUGAAGCUCCCAAUACUGCAAAAGGAGGCAACAAUAAGAACCCAAUGUUACAGCAAAGGAUAAAAACCUAUUACACCAUUAACCGUUUCCUGUCCUGUUUCCUUGAUCAUGUCUAUAAGGACAUGGAUUACAUAGUCAAGGACAAACUAUUACUGGAGAGCGUCCUAGACAUGGAGUUCCAGCAGCCCAUUGAGAAAUCAAUAUUUUACAGUGACGAUCGGUGUCAUUUCAGCCGCACUCUCUUCUACAGUAAUGAGCUUGUGUUGCUUCUCUUCGACACACUCUUGUUUUGUGUCAUUGACCUGGGGACGCAGAAUUUCAUUCUGGCAACAAUUAUAACCUUUGUGGUGCAGAUGAGAUGUUUUCAGAGGAUUUUCAGAAGUAUGUGGAGAACAGUGAUAAGGACAUCUAAAUAUUCAGUGGAAAGGAACUGAAGUUCAGACAGAAGUACAAACUCUAGGCAGUUUGUGAAGAUUUUACGAUCGGAAAUUGGAAAAAAUAAUCUGUCAAUGCAAACAAUGGUGGAGAAAAAUUUCCUGAUUUAAGAGAGAAGAGCAGCAUCUGUCACCAGAGAUAUACAAUGUAUUCACCUCCGUAAUGCGUAGAACUGCAUUCUUAUUUUAUUAUUUUGUGUAAUUUUGUACACGUUGAUACAAUAAAUCUAUUUUUACAGAAAUUAUUGAUAUUUAAAAGAAUCCACAAACUAUAAAUAUGAGGAAACAACUUUUAUUAUACAUUUUUAUUUCCAUUUCAAAUACUAAAUUCUUGUACAAAUAUAAAUUCACACAGUCCUGAUCGCCUUUCUAACACAGCAGUGGCAUCCUCCCAUACAUGACUCCCUGACUGCGCCCAUGCAGUCUGCAAUAUGUCAGUACAAAUUGAUGCUCCAGUGCAGAACUUCAAGAGCAGCCCCCCUAGUAUCUCAUGGGGGCAGAAAACAUUUACUGUUGCUCCAUGAGACUUUGUUCUGUAAUGUAGGCUCAGUGUCUCCUUCCCAGACUAGAAAAAUAUACACAGCGCUCAAGGAACUUCCACAUCCCUCAGAAAAUAAAUGCUUCCCUCUGUUCUUCUGCAAGAUACUUACAGUCAUCGAAUGCUGGCACCAGUACUGAAAUAGCAGACAGCCAUAUCCCUUCAAAGUGCAAAAAGUGCUCUGGAAGCCAUGAGGGAGAUGUCACACACAGCAACAGUCUGAACAGACGCAUCACGCCAUCAUUUCUACACAAUUAGUGCAUUACUCCACUUUUAUACAUUGAUUUAUAGGUCAAAGCUAAAUAUAAUGUUCAAAAAACAGCAAAAAGUACAGAUGGUACAUCAUGUUUUGUAGCCCAGUCACAUCCAAAGCUUCUACUGCAUGAACAGAUCCUGAGGCUUUCUUAGCACUGAGAAGACAGGCACUUAACCUCUUAAGGACUCAGGGCGUACCUGUACGCCCUGAGCCCGGUCCCGGUGUUUAAAACGACAUCAAGCCGUGACCCCGCAUCACGGGUCGGUCCCGGCUGCUAUUCAUAGCCGGGACCCUGGGCUAACAGCGCGUGGCACCGAUCGUUGUGCCGCGCGCUAUUAACCCUUCAGACGCGGCAAUCAAAGUUGAAAGUAAACGCGAUAAAAUCGCGAUGUUCCGAUCAGCUGGUACACAAGCGGAGGUCUG